AUGCCAUCUUCAAUUCAGCUCAUCACAAACAGACAAAAGGAAGAAAUGACUGGAAGAAAGACACUGACUGUACCUGAAAGACACAAUCAAUCUCACAUCAGCUUUGUUGAAGGCUGCAAAGGUGCAGCUUAUGGUGUUGGCAUCGGUGUUAUUGCUAGUGCCUUAUCAUUUCGUUUCUCGCCUGCUUUCAGAGCCUUAAGCAGACCUAUGCAAUACAAUAUGAUCGCUUCUGGUGGUAUAUCUGGCUAUAUGUUGGCUUCUGAGCGUGCUGCCCUCCAAUAUAAGAACAAGACAUUGGGCUAUGUUGACCACAAGACAAUGGACCAUCGUGCUUAUCAAAGCUACAAGGCUUUACCUCGUACUUCUCGUGAAAACACCAUGCGCUUCUUGAAUGAUCAUCGUUGGACCCUCUUGGGGGCUACUUGGGCUACAUCUAUGGCCGGUGCUUAUGGCUACAGUUUCAACGUCAAUAAGCAUUUGAAUUUAAAGCAAAAGCUCUUCCAUGCCCGUAUCUAUGCUCAAAUGAUCACAUUGGCCGCUUUGAUGGUUUCUGCUGGUUUAUCUUUCUAUGUUAAUGAACAUGAUAAGAAAUUGUUGAAAGAUAUACCCGAAGGAAAGCUUCGCGCUGUUCUGGAAUUGCCUCAUGUUGGCCAACAAAAGCAAAGCAUGAUUUAG
This is a messenger RNA of Mucor velutinosus, 675 nucleotides long. Its product is annotated as 30S ribosomal protein S7p/S5e. The record is from RefSeq and is a predicted model, not a curated record. The transcript has a single exon. Gene Ontology annotation, cellular component: mitochondrial inner membrane. The coding region runs from base 1 to 675 and encodes 224 amino acids. NCBI's taxonomy places the organism in Eukaryota, Fungi, Mucoromycota, Mucoromycetes, Mucorales, Mucoraceae. Gene Ontology annotation, biological process: mitochondrial respiratory chain complex IV assembly.